AUGCAAACUUGUUCCGGAAAAGGAAUCAAAAUGGCGUUUCUGGAUGUGCAAAGUUCAUCAACUCCGCAGUCACUUCCCCUCCUCCUCUUCUCCCACAGGGAGGGAGGUGGGCGAGGAGCUGGCGACCCCGGCGCCCCAGCCGUCGUCCCGGCCCCCGUGUCGGCCCCCCGCCCCGCUUCCUCGCCCGCACGCUCGGAGACUCGCUCUCCCCCUCUCACCCUGAUAAGUAGACACAUCACGUGUUGCUCCUGCGAGUCUCCUGGGGACGUGUUACUGAGCGGCCGCCGCGGCGGCGGCGGCUUGAGCUGGGGGCGGGUGGAGAGGACCGCGGUACCCGCCUGUCCCCCCCGCCGCCCCGGCUUUACAGGGGUGACCGCAGUUGCCAUCCAGGGAUGGAUGAAGGGCUAUCCUUCUCAUUCUAGGGCUGCUGCCCUGAGCGAGCUCUGCAACAAAUUCAACUCUGAUUCGACUUUUGUCACCUUCCCUACCUACACCCCCCAGAUGAUGCUUCAGCGGAGCACAGCCUGCCCGCGAUGGGCCCAGGACGCUCCUAUCGUCGCUGUGCCCCCACCCAGAGACCAAACGGCUGAUGCUGUGUCAUCCACGUCGUCCUCCAAGGCAUCAGGGAAGCCACAGGCAAUAUCUCUUUCUCUCAGAGGGCAUCUGUUUCAACUCUGAAAAGCAAGGACACUCCUCUGAGCGCUCUCCAUCUUUCUGGCUCCUGCCACCACUCAGCCCUGGCUACCUUACCCCGAGUUAUCACGUAGCCCAGAGAAACCAGGCCUAGGCUGUGCUUCCUCCAUAAAGCAGCUGACAUGUUUCCAACUGUUAAUACUUUAGCUACUGAAGUUCUGAAAGGGGCCUGUUUUCAGCCUUUGGAAACAUCUUCAGAAAGAUAAGGAUGAUUGUAGUUGUUGAAAAUAAACACCACCAGCUAUCCCUCCCCACCCCCCAAUCUAAAGAUGAAUGUGCAGAGAAUACUACUGUAGAAUUCUGCAUUUGAGACUGGUGAGGCAAGAUGAUGUUAUGCAGACAGAAAGUUGGCUACUUUCUAUUUACUACGACCUUUGACCCUGGCCCCACCACAUCAGCUCCUCUGAGGAGGCUCCAGCACCAUAGAAAGUUGUAAACCCAAUUGUGGGCCUUUAGUUUGAGGCCUUCCACUGAAUUCUAGUUUUCAGGGCUGCAGACAGAAGGGUCUGUCUCAGAUGGGCCCUGGCCAGCAGAGAACUCUCUAGAACCAAGGAAAAGCAGUUGAACUAUUAGAUCUGAAUUGAGGUAAGUAGGCUAAACCACUGCCUGAGAGGGAACCAAUUCAGCUGGCUGUUUCCUUGACUUCCAGUCAUCAAAACUAAGUUUUCAGAAGCUGUUAUAUUUCCCAGGGUCUACUGUUUACUGAGGAAAACUCUAUCCAGAGAAAUUUUAGCAGUGGCAUUUUUCUGAGCCUCCCCUCCUCCCCUACCACUGUCCCCAAGUGUAUCAUCAAAUGCUUUUUUUUUGAAAACAAGCCUAUCAAGGAGGGAAUGGGCAGGAUUUUAAACAAGUAAUAGUUCAGUCAUGAUAGAAUUGGUGUCUUGUGCUUCCGAGCUGUAACAGGUUCCGAUGAGAGGGCAAGGGAAGGGCCCUGUGGGGAUUGCUACUUGAUUUGUUCACCCUGCCUCUGAAUAAAGAAUUGGCCUUUCCUGGUCUCCCCAUUCAGGGUAAAGUUUUGAUUAGGGAAAAUAUCGAAAUUGGGAUUUUACUUGUAAUUUAGAAUAGUCAAAACAUCUAAACCUCCAACGCUACAUGAAUUUUCAUGACAAAUCACCACCUUUAUAUUGUCAUCUAGAAAAUACUGGCAUCCGGGUAUGGUGGCUCCUGACUGUAAUCACAGCAUUUUGGAAGGCCAAAGUGGGAGGAUCACUUUAGGUCAGGAGUUCAAGACCAGCUUGGACAUAGAGAGACCCUAUCUCUACAAAAAAAAAAUAGCUGGGUAUGGUGACACAUGUCUGUAGUUCCAGCUACUCAGGAAGUGGAGGCAACAGGAUCAUUGAGCCCAGAAGUUCAAGGCUGGAAUGAGCUAUGACAGCACCACUGCACUCCACUCUGGGUGACAGUACAACA
Molecule: messenger RNA, 2103 nt
Organism: Nycticebus coucang (slow loris)
Lineage: Eukaryota; Metazoa; Chordata; Mammalia; Primates; Lorisidae
Exons: 2
Coding region: 1-678 (225 amino acids)
Source: RefSeq, a predicted model, not a curated record